Rhopilema esculentum is the source of this 3685-nucleotide messenger RNA. Its product is annotated as polypeptide N-acetylgalactosaminyltransferase 10. Gene Ontology annotation, molecular function: polypeptide N-acetylgalactosaminyltransferase activity. Gene Ontology annotation, cellular component: Golgi apparatus. Gene Ontology annotation, biological process: protein O-linked glycosylation. The record is from RefSeq and is a predicted model, not a curated record. NCBI's taxonomy places the organism in Eukaryota, Metazoa, Cnidaria, Scyphozoa, Rhizostomeae, Rhizostomatidae.
CAAACAUGUAACCCGCUUCAAUUAGUGUCGAUUUUCAGUGAAUAAAUGUACUCGGCCAUUUGAUAUAAAAGAAUGAUCAAGUAAUCAACAAUGGAGCACGAGGAAGACCGUUACUGGUUUUAUGCAAGAUUGAUCAAUUGAUUAAGUGAUUGUAUUUCGAUUGCCUGGUACCCGAAUUCACCAAAGCUGAGUAAACCGCAAAUCGCAGCAGCAACAACACUUUGAAUGAAGGGAUUUUCAUGUGUUUGAUGCUGGCUCUCACAGAUGGAACAAAACUCUCGGUAGAACAAUUUUUUGAAUAAUAAUGUGCUUCCUAUAAAUAUUUUACAAAUAAAACAAUUUAAAGGAUUAUUAUGGAUGUUUAAUUGCGAACUAAGAUAUGAAGGAAACAAGAAAUUCGAUAGCAAUAAACGACCGUUGAUUUCUGGAGUUCGUAUUGGGAGCCUCUGCCACGUUUCAAAACUGUGGUUCAUACCUUUCAGCAACUUGUAUCUUGCAACAUUUAUCAGAAUCUAAGCGUUGUAUAAAUGGCUAACAUAAUAAGAUGGAGAAGAAAGCCUAUGUUGCUGGUCAUGGUUGCUGCAACAGUGCUGGUCGUCGGAUUCUUCAAGGUUCUAAGGACUUACAAUAGCACAGAAUCAAUUAUUGAUAGAAGAACAGAUAGUACAUAUUCUAAAGUCUUUCUCGAGGAAGAAAACAAUAAAAAGACUACUGGUGAACUUCAGUUUUGGCCAGAGUUGAAUGGCCCCUUUAAUCCAAGUGAUCCAGGAGAAGGAGGGGUGGCUGUAGCAACAAAACCAGAAGAAGAAAUGCUGAAAAACAAAGCAUAUGCAGAAUAUGGAUUUAAUCAAUUUAUAAGUGAUAAAAUAUCACUUCAUAGAUCUCUACCAGAUCCUAGGCACUUCUUGUGUAAAGAGAAUAAUUAUCCAAAAGUAAUGCCCACGGCUAGUGUCAUUAUUAUUUUCCACAAUGAAGGAUGGUCUACACUAUUUAGAACAGUUCAUAGUGUUCUAGACAGAUCUCCACCAGAACUUCUUCAUGAGAUAGUGUUGUGUGAUGAUUAUAGCAACAAAGAUCAUUUAAGAGAUAAAUUAGAAAAAUAUGUGGCAACACUGGAUAAAGUGAAGCUUGUUAGAACAAAGCAAAGGGAAGGGCUUAUAAGAGCAAGAGCAUAUGGUGCAGAUCAUUCAACUGGGGAUGUGGUAAUCUUUUUGGAUUCUCAUUGUGAGACAAAUGUAGGAUGGCUGCCACCACUGCUUGCCAGGAUACAGGACAACUACAGAAAUGUUGUCUGUCCAACGAUUGACGUCAUAGAUCACUUGACGUUUUCCUAUAGAGGGGUGGACCCUCUAAUUAGAGGUACAUUUAACUGGAGGUUUGAUUAUAAGGAAAGAGCUAUAACUGACGAGCAGAGAAAGGAAAGGAAAGAUGACACACAGCCAGUGAAAUCACCUGUUAUGGCUGGAGGCCUUUUUGCAAUAAGUCGCAAAUUUUUCGACGAGUUAGGGAAGUACGAUCCAGGCAUGUAUGUUUGGGGUGGAGAACAGUAUGAGCUUUCAUUUAAACUAUGGAUGUGCGGUGGUCAGAUGGAGAAUAUCCCUUGUUCGCGUGUAGGCCACGUGUAUCGUAGAAAUGUACCAUACACAUACGAUAAACCAAAUGCAGUACUCGUGAACUUUAGACGCGUUGCAGAGGUCUGGAUGGAUGAUUUUAAGGAGUUUUUAUUUCAACGAAGGCCUGAAAUACGCGAUGCUGAUCCGGGAGACAUCAGCGAGCGAAAGAAAAUCCGCCAAAGGCUGCAAUGCAAGAGCUUUGGGUGGUAUCUGGCAAACGUUAUAAAAGAUACCGUAAGAACAAAAUACGAACCUGAUCGAGGCUAUGGUGAGAUUCGUAAUAUCGAAACCGGAGGCUGCUUGGAUACUUUAGCUCGAAGAGAUGGUGCAACAAUCGCUUUGUAUCAGUGUCAUGGUCAAGGAGGAAAUCAGUUUUUCCAUUGGACUGCCAUUUACGAGUUUCGUCAGAAUGAAGAAGACUGUUUAGAUGCUCGCUACGCUGAUCUUAAUAACGUCUAUAUCGAAAAAUGCCACGAGAUGGGAGGCAAUCAGAAAUGGGAAUACAGAGAGGACAAGCAUAUUUUCCAUCAUGGCACAGGACUGUGUCUUGAAGGCGGAGUAAAUGGUAAUGCAUAUAGCCUUUUUAUGAAGCAAUGUGAUGCUAGCAAUACAAAACAGAAGUGGAAGAUACACACUGAGUCCUCGCACACCACACCUGCGUGGGCACGUAUAGCCAAGGACCUUGAUAAGUUCAAAGAGACAUAGAAUUUUAUCGUCGCUAUUAACACAAAUAGAUGUGAUGAAUCGCAUUUUCUAAACAUUUAUUCGAACAGAUCUUAUAGAGUAACGCAAUAUCCAUUGAAAGCAAAAAUUUUGACUCUCUGUUCCAAGAAAUCAAUUUUUGAAUUGUUUUGUUAUUGUCAUCGUCGAAUAUUCAAAUCUGUUUUCAAUAAGGACCAUUUUCAUCCCAUUUACUGUAAAACCAGAACUUUUUGACGCAUUUCUGGAAUCUUGACAUGCCUUAAGUUCUUCAAGAAAUAAAUUGGUUUAAGAGGCUUACCAGUAAAAAGCACUCUUUUAUAUUUUUAACCUAUCCUCUCCACAUAGUUUCGAAAUUCCAUUUAGAUAUUCUUGGUUUUGAUAUCGAAAGUCGUUUAGAUCACUAUAAUAUGUAGAUAACUCUAUUAUCUUUUAGGUCUAAUAAAUUUUUAACUAAGCGCAUAAAUUUUAUACCCUUCACUUUGUAUUUACCGUCACGGUGGGUGAAGGAAUAUUAGCCUGAUACACUGAAACUGAAAUAUCUGCAUCCAACAAUUGUUAUGGUACAUCGUAAUAUUUUGUUCAGCUUAUUCAUACCUUAGAAUUGUAUUAAAACUUAGUUAUGGAAAAAUUUUAUUCCAAAUUUCUUGUAAUUUAAUGUUUUAUAAUUCCUGGUUAUUUCACAGAAUCUUUUCGUCUUUUGCAAGUGGUCUCAGGUUAAAUAGGGAAGUCAAAUGUGAGGUUGAAUAAAAAAUGGAAAGAUAGUUCUUAAAGGGGUCGUAGUAAAAGACUAUAGUGUUAACGAGGUUUGUCUAUCUUCUCAAUGCCCCCAAAAGGAUAGUAAUUUGGCAGCCUUUGCUGUCUAGGUUAUGUCACUAAGUUGAAUCUUCGAGCAAAAUAGCUGCGAGCAAGUACGAUGCCUGCCAAAUGUUCUUGGAACACGUUGCAUUUUAUAUCUUUGAUUACUUUUCCGAAAAAAUUACUUCUUUGGCCCCCUCCCCCCUAGAGCAAUGUUGUUGGUUUAGACAAAUAUCACAAAAGAAUCGCAAACGAAGAUACUUCCUAAUUCCCUCACCCGUUUCAUAGUAAACCAACAUUGUACAGUGGAGAAGAGGGGGUUGGCUGAGUUUGACCUUGCAAACUGACGCAAGAAUUGCAAGACUUCUGUUAUUCUAUAGGAAAUGUUUUUCAAGUGGCCGCUUGCUCUUACCAACAUCACUGUUUAAAUGUCAUAAAAACAUGAGAAUUGUUAAAUAGAAAUAUGCAUUUAGCUUUUGAAGCUCAACUGAUUAUUCUCAAGUUUCUUUUCGUGCAUUUUUGAUUCACCUGCUAACUACAAAUCCAUAUUUAAGUCGUCGCUUGUGUCUUUACUG